Messenger RNA from Vicia villosa (hairy vetch), 525 nucleotides. Its product is annotated as pyrophosphate-energized vacuolar membrane proton pump 1-like. The coding region runs from base 1 to 525 and encodes 174 amino acids. Lineage: Eukaryota; Viridiplantae; Streptophyta; Magnoliopsida; Fabales; Fabaceae. Gene Ontology annotation, cellular component: membrane. Gene Ontology annotation, molecular function: diphosphate hydrolysis-driven proton transmembrane transporter activity; inorganic diphosphate phosphatase activity. Gene Ontology annotation, biological process: proton transmembrane transport. The transcript has 3 exons. The record is from RefSeq and is a predicted model, not a curated record.
AUGGGAACUAGGCUUGACGGUGGGCUGGAAUUUUCUGUUUGUCCUGCAGAAACCUUGAAUGUCAGAUGGCAGCUAUUCUUGUGUGUAUCUGUUGGUCUUUGGGCAGGUCUUAUCAUUGGAUUUGUUACUGAAUACUAUACCAGUAAUGCAUACAGCCCUGUGCAAGAUGUUGCUGAUUCCUGCAGGACUGGUGCUGCUACCAAUGUUAUCUUUGGCCUUGCCUUGGGAUACAAGUUUGUUAUCAUUCCAAUUUUUGCCAUUGCAAUUAGUAUUUUUGUUAGUUUUAGUUUUGCUGCCAUGUAUGGUGUUGCUGUUGCCGCUCUUGGAAUGUUGAGUACCAUAGCAACCGGAUUAGCCAUUGAUGCAUACGGUCCAAUCAGUGACAAUGCCGAAGGUAUUGCUGAGAUGGCUGGAAUGAGUCACAGAAUUCGUGAAAGAACCGAUGCUCUUGAUGCUGCAGGAAACACAACUGCUGCCAUUGGAAAGGUUCAGUUUUCCACUUUUUUCUUCUUUCUUUUCACCUAG